UUUAUUGUCAUAGCAUAGGCGUAUUGAAUCAAAAUCCGUCGAAAAAUGGCGAAAAAAGGACACGUUCUGAUUGGUUAUAGUAGAUAAACAUGCGCAAGAAUACAUCAUGUCUAUAGCAUCAUGGUAGCUAAUCAUCAAAUUCAGUUCUUCGUGACUGUUCAUGACGGUGAGAAAUCUGAGAAAACGUGGAGAGCAGUGGUGAGAUUACAAGAUGUAAUCCAAUGGUGACGCAUUGGAUGCAUACGUGGAUUCGUUCGCUACGGUAUUUUACGAGGCUUUUUUUGCAUCAUUUACGAAAUCUUUCGAGAUUGCUCUUCCCCGAAAAGGAGACUUCCCAGGUCAAUCCCGGUUCCUAGCGACAGGAAAAGUCCUCCUUAGUGGACGGAAGAAUGCUCCAGGACCAUUCUAAGUCGUAGAAGUGCCGCAAAAAUACAUCAGCAGUGUCCAUCUAUCAAGAAUUUCCUUUCAUUCAAAAAAGCAAGAAUGUCAUGCACUAGAAUUUUAUAUAAGAUUAAAAAGAGGCAAUGGAAGAAAUUCGUGGAAUCAUUUGACUGUAAGACUCCUAUCAGUGAUACAUGGCGUUUAAUUAAAGCCUUCAAAAGACGUAAUCUAUCAGAGCCUUCCAGUGUGAUUUCAGAUGAUAACAGGCAGAACAACCUUCUAGAAAAGGUCAAAGAGAAGGGAAUUAUACCAUCUUCCUGGAGAAUCUCACUCAUCAUCUUCCGAAGGCGAAUAAUUCUGGUUUCCACUCCAUCUCAUUUCUAUCAUGUGCGCUCAAAAUCUUUGAGAAGAUUGUCUAUUUAAGGCUGCAAUGGCUAAUGGAAUCGCAGGCGAUAUUAUCACAAAUGGGCUUUAGACUUAACAGGUGCACAGAUAGCUUGGUUACUCUCAUAAACAACAUCCAUACAAGUUUUCUGGCGAAUGAAAUCGUCGCGGCAGCUUUUUUAGACGUAACUGGCGCUUUUGACAACGUGCUCUGAAGCAGUCCUCUCUGAGAUCCAGAAAAUUGGAGUUCCCAUAAGACUCGGCAAAUUCAUAGAAAACAUCAUCACUCAUAGAAGUGUAUACUUUAUUGAGAAGAGUCAUCUUAGCGAGGCUCUGUAUAUAAGAGAAUUCCUCAAGGUUCGAUGCUCAGCUACUUUUCAAUAUUAAUAUUCGCGAGAUGGAUCUUCAAUUACACCUUGGAAUUUUUUGUAAUAUGCGGACGACAUUGUGAUCUACUCUUCUUCGACAAAUCGGAGAAGCUGUUGCCAAUCUCCAAUCUUUACUUAAUUUAUUUGUGCCUUUCGAAUAAAGGUCUAGAGUUAUCACCAACCAAAUUGAAUCUUAUUUUCCAAC
Messenger RNA from Atta colombica, 1338 nucleotides. RefSeq lists its product as uncharacterized. The transcript has 3 exons. The record is from RefSeq and is a predicted model, not a curated record. NCBI's taxonomy places the organism in Eukaryota, Metazoa, Arthropoda, Insecta, Hymenoptera, Formicidae. The coding region runs from base 484 to 804 and encodes 106 amino acids.